UUAAUUACUACUACUAACCCUUAGGCCGAUCUAUCCAACAACAAAACCGUUUUCGAAUCCCGCCAAGAACAAAUAAUUAAAUCCAGUCGUUUUUUCUAACUUCUUACAUGUGACCUACUUAUUUCAACGUAUGAGAAGACUUUCUUCUAUACUUCAUUCAUGCCAAGCAAAUAGGAACCUCAACCAUCAGAGGUCCCAGGGUUUCGGACACAUACUUUGACAAGUAUAGAAUGUGGGACUGUCCUUUUUCUUCAAGGACAUAUGUAGGGAUUGUGCUGCUAUGGAUUUAACUGUGAUACCGAAGAUGGCGUUAAGGUGUCCACAAUGUAAAAGGAUGUGCUUGCAAAUGGCAUUCUAUGAAGAGCACCAAAAGGUCCAUGCACUACAGAAGGCAGAAACAGAGGCAGUAAUGGAUACUGGAUAUGCCACUGUCAAUGCUGCUUGUGAUACUUUUGUAGAUAUCAGAACUAAGAAAACUGACUUUCCGGCAACUGCAACUGAGCCUCAACGAACUGAGAGGGACCCUUUAACCGUUGAUCUUGAAGAAAUCGCUGCUCAGCCUGAAGAACAGGCUGCUUCUGUUGCUGCUGCUGCCGCCGUUCCUGUUGCUAAUGUUUCGCCCGAUGUCGAGAUCAUCGAUGUCGUUGACAUAACAUGCGAUGACGACGAGAGUUUUCAUUGCGUCCAUUGUGAGAAAAGAUUUUUUUCACAUUCUUUGUACUUGACUCAUCUGUUUAGCCAUUCUGAACAGCAGCAGUGUCGGCAGUGCAAGGAAAAUUUCAGUAAUGCCGGCGAUCUGGAAGUUCACAUGAUAGAGCACAGCCUCUUAGAAAAACAGGCUGUCCACCGCUUUAACAGAUGUACAAAAUGCAAUGCUGCUUUCUUCUCACAGAAAGUCUUCGUUCAGCAUCAUGCUAAUGCUCAUAUUAAGAAUUUAUUAAGGUGUCAGGUGUGCGAAGAGGAAUUUUCUAGGAUAAGCAGAUUUCAGUAUCAUGUGCUAAAGCAUGUUGGGCAAACCAUGUAUGUGUGCUAUGAAAAAUGUGGUUUGGUGUUUGGUGACAAAGCGUCCUUAAAAAAGCACACUUCUUUUCAUAAAGCCUCUAGUUCCAGUAAAACUGGAGAAGUGAGUGUGCAUCAGUGUUUUGACUGUGCUGUGUGCUACUUCGACAAUUUAUCCGUUUUGGAACACAGACACAAGUCACAUAAAGCCCAAAAACCAUAUCACUGUGAGAAGUGUGACGAAGUUUAUUUUGUGGAGAAGUUGUAUAAGUCCCACAGUUGCUUUACAGAACAGGUGUAGUCUUCUGUUAUCCAAUGGUUUAUAGGAGGACAUGUGUUUUAUUCAGAUGCAAAUUUUAUCGGUCCCACAGUUGCCAUAGGGAGCAGGUGUAGUAUUUUGUUAUCCAGUGCUUUGUAGAAGGACGAGAAUUUUAUACAGAUACUACUGGUAUGAGUGAAAAUUCAUCCACAUAAAUCUCCUGGCAAUAUGAGGUGACAGUUUGCAAAUUAAAAAAAAAAACAAUAAAAUUUACAAUAUUCCAAAUUGUUCCUUUACUGUACUUUGUUCCACUUGUUAUUUGUAUGCAUUUUGUACAUUAGGAUUAGUUUAGAAGUUGAUUUUUUUUCCAUUUCUUUUCAUAAAACAUAAAGAUCUCUCUUCAUAUUAUAUUUUUUUAUUCAUUCUUUUGGACUGAAAAUGGGCACACAUCCAGGUUAACCAGAAAUGUUGGGUGGACUAGAUGUGCUUUUUGCUUUGUAUGUGUAUGUCAAUACCAAAUGAUGAAUCCAAGAGUAAAUGGUGCAGUGUUUUAAGAGAGGGGUCAAACCGUUAAAUGAGGCAAAUUGGUUCCUUCCCAGUCACGUCAUUUGGCAGUCUGCCUUAUUCCUUCGUACUUUAGUUAGCCUCCUUUUGCCUUUCUUCACCGUACACCAUCAUUGUUUCAUUCCUUCACUGAGUUAUUAUUGGUUCCCAUGAUUACAGGAACAAGGCAUGUUUCCUCUCUCACAUCUUAAGUUGAGAAUGUGAUUGGUCAGAGGUAGUGUUUUCCAAUUGUGAAUAGAAUUGCUCUUGUAGUCAGAGGGAAGAGAAGUCAGAGCCUGCAGUCUUUAUCAUUUGUUAGCCUGUGAAGGUAGCUUCCUCCUGGUAAGAUCAAUCCAGUACAGCUAUUUAGAGGCUCCAGUGGAAUUUUACCUCAUAGGCUCGAGUUGAGGAAGAGCGGUUGAUGUCUUCAUUGAAUGAUUAUUAGUCAUUCAAUAUUGGACUUCCACCACCUUACGCAUGAGUGCAGCCUCAGAAAGAUGCUAAUCUGUGUACUUGAUAUUUUCCCAAGUAAAGAAAAUUGAAGUUCAAGUAUACUAUGUCUCCAGUUCUUUCAAGAUGUUCCAAUUUCAGAGACUUUGUCAGAGUGUAACAUCAUUGCUCAGCUUCUCAUCACCAUGGUGUACUAUUGGAACCAUUGUAUAUCAAGUUAUGUAUUCCAAAAUGCAGAUAUAUCACACUAUAUUCCCUUGUGCUCUGCACUCCGUAAAUCCUGCCCCUUCCUGUGUCUUUAUGCAAGAGGCCUUCUCAGGGAGGAGAUAAUGGCAUUUGUCCUGUGAUCCAUCAGGAUACCCUUGCAGAAAACAGGUCACUUGUCUCUCAAGAGAUACCCAAGAUUUAUAUCAGUUGUCCUAGUUUUGGCUUCAGUUGACUCCCAGAUUGUCUUCAAAGAAGAUACCUUGAUGCCUGGCUGCUUUUGGCUGUAACGUACGCAAUAGCAACUUUCCCAAUAUAAAAGUGGCUCCUUUAUAGUACAGGGUAUUGAGAUUGUUAUCACCAGGGAGUCAGAUGUAAUCCCCUUUCAGCAGAUAGACAUGUCCAGCACUUAUGUUAGUUUGUGUCUUCUAAAAAUCUUGCAACCUCAUGAAGCAGAGACUGCUGGUUUCUUUUUGGUAGUCUAUUUAUGAUUGAUUAAUGUCACUGGAAAACCUUGGCCUCAGGUGGCCUGGUAUUUUUUGCAGUGCUAGGAGAAAUAAAAGCUUGUUUUGUGCAAUAGGUCUAGAGGAUCUAUGUUGGUGGAAGGACUCAUAUAUUUUGCUGGAAUAUGCUGGCUUAGGCACAAAUGAUGACCUACCCUAACCAAACAACUCAGCGCUAUUGGAAGUCUGGUUCCUAUGCUGGCCUAUGGAAACAGAAAGUCUAGAUUUUUACAUUGUCUUGUUUUCCCGAAGUAGUAGUUGUGAAUGGCUUUCACAGGACGAGUAGAAGAAUCUCUUCAUUAACUGUGGAAACAGUUCCAGGUAUUCACUACAAAGUCUAUAGUAAACAACAGACAUCUGACCUCUAGCAUGUGCCACUACCCAACAAAGCAUGCAGCUUGCAGACAUGUCGUGAGGAUGCAUAUGCCAAGAGAAACAGUCUUCAUAAUAUGAUCUAUAAAAGGCAAUUUAUGUAAAAAGUUUGUAUGAUUUAAAGACCAGAAAGAAGUCAGCAAAGAUGGGAAUAGUGGAAUUGGACCAUAUUAAUACCCCCUCUCACUACACCAGUCAAAGAAUCUGCUUUAACUGACAGAUAAUAGGCUCUGUCUCCCCCAGGCCACUGGCUGUAGUGUGAGGGACUACUUUUCUCCUUGAUAUUGCAAUCCUAUGUAUGUAUUGUUCCUAUCUUCUGUCAGACCCCCAGUAUUUUUAAAGUCAAACCCUCACAGGCUGAUUGUGAAAGGUGUAAUUAGCUUGCAAAGGUAAAGAAAAUUGGUCAAAUGAAUACUAAUGACAGAAAACUGAUGAGACUGCCAAGCAGAAAUCUGGUUAAUUCCAGUGGAACCCUUUUUACAGCACUACAGACACAAACUUAAUUUGUACUUUCAAAUGGGUUUAUGGGGUGCAUAUGUUAAGUCUUGCUAUUCCAUCCAGUAGACGAGGAGAGGUAUGUGUCAAGGGAGAUACAACCAAAAAUGUGGGCACUAUAUGAAUGAUGGACAGUUAUGAAACAAUAUU
This is a messenger RNA of Macrobrachium nipponense, 3975 nucleotides long. Its product is annotated as zinc finger protein Xfin-like. The transcript is spliced from 4 exons. The coding region runs from base 281 to 1300 and encodes 339 amino acids. Lineage: Eukaryota; Metazoa; Arthropoda; Malacostraca; Decapoda; Palaemonidae. The record is from RefSeq and is a predicted model, not a curated record.